Carya illinoinensis is the source of this 1243-nucleotide messenger RNA. RefSeq names its product transcription factor MYB73-like. Lineage: Eukaryota; Viridiplantae; Streptophyta; Magnoliopsida; Fagales; Juglandaceae. The transcript has a single exon. Gene Ontology annotation, molecular function: DNA-binding transcription factor activity, RNA polymerase II-specific; RNA polymerase II cis-regulatory region sequence-specific DNA binding. Gene Ontology annotation, biological process: regulation of DNA-templated transcription. Gene Ontology annotation, cellular component: nucleus. The record is from RefSeq and is a predicted model, not a curated record. Bases 143 to 1051 code for a protein of 302 amino acids.
UUCGAGUACCCUUGAUCUAUCUCCAGUAUUCUCCACCGCCUUUACCCAGGCUGAAAGCCUGAAACUUUUCUCGCUUUCUUUUCUUUUCUUGGCUAUAUCAUAUAUAUUUAUAUAUUUUGGGUUAAGUUUUUUAGCUUUGAUUAUGGACCAAGAUUCUUGGGCUAUGGAGGCGUCGCAGAGAGACAAAGAUCGGGUUAAGGGUCCGUGGAGCCCUGAAGAGGACGAGAUGUUGUGGAAGCUGGUGCAGAGCCACGGGGCUCGUAGCUGGUCGGUGAUUAGCAAGGAGAUUCCGGGGCGGUCCGCAAAGUCUUGCAGGCUCCGAUGGUGCAACCAACUCUCGCCAGAGGUGGAGCACCGGACAUUUACACCCGAGGAGGACCAGAUCAUCGUCAAGGCACACGCUAAGUAUGGCAACAAGUGGGCCACCAUCGCUAGGCUUCUCAAUGGCCGUACGGACAACGCGAUCAAGAACCAUUGGAACUCUACGUUGAAGAGGAAGUACACCUCGAUGAGCAAUGACACCGCCGCCACCACAAUCACCGUCGACGAAGCUCUAUCCCGGCCGCUCAAGAAAUCUUCCGAAACCCAUCCGUUUGUGUCGGUUUCGGGUCGACGUUACAGUCCAUGUACCACGUCCGAAUCGGACGCGAGCGAUUCGGUUCUCCCUGCGAUGUCCACCUCGCAUGUGGUUCGGCCUGGAGCGAGAACCCGCGCGGUCCCGUCGCUUUCCCAUGGGGACGAGUCACCACCGAGUGAGCACCAUAACAAAGCAGAUAACCGCCACAAGUACGACGAGCCAUUGACUCUGCUCACUUUGUCCUUGCCAGGGACCGAGUCGUAUGCGUUACGUACCAGCCGUCACUCAGCGCCUUGCCAGGAAUAUAAAGAGAGCGGAUCACCGUCGGAACUGCCCGAUUUGAAUGAAGACAUAACGCCGGCAAUGCCAAACAAUCAAUACAGAACGACAACGUUUCCGCCAGAUUUAUUGUCCGUGAUACAGGAAAUGAUAAGAAAGGAAGUGAAGAAUUACAUGGCCGGGCUUGAGCUUUAGAGAGAGAGACUUCGAAUAGAAUGAAUGGGAUUGAGAUUACAAAACAGAAGAGAAAAAGAAGCUCGGUAAAACAGAGAGAAACUACCAUUGUUCCUUUUUGUUUUGUUUCUUUUAGCUUCUCUAUAUUUUAGGAGGAAAAAAAAGAUAAAAAUUUGAGGCUUCUGUACAGAAAGAGUUUGCUAUAUACAACUA